This is a messenger RNA of Hepatospora eriocheir, 426 nucleotides long. Lineage: Eukaryota; Fungi; Microsporidia; Hepatosporidae. The record is from the annotation of a GenBank genome assembly.
AUGAUUUACUGCCUUUUAAAUUUAAUAUUAUCUACGUCAACUGAAAAUGAUGCAAUUCAAGAUCUUAUUAAUGACAUAAAUAAAUUAGAUAAGAAAGUAAUGCAAAUUAUAACCGAUGAGGAGAAUGAAAUAUGUAAUAUUAUAAGGUCUAGUUAUCAUCCUAAGUCUUUGUUACAAGAACUUUUUUUUCACACUUUUAAUGAUUUAAAAAUAUCUGAAUAUGAUCUUAAAUCAUUAUUAAGGAAAAUUCUUAACAAUAUGAAAGUAUUGAACGUACUUUUUUUAUUUCAAAAAGUAAAAACACUAGAUUUGGAUAAAAAGUUGGAUCUUUUUUUAUUUAACAUGCUUCAAAAACAUGAUAAAUAUAAUGAAGAUUUUGAUUUUAAUGGCUUAUUUAAAGUGUUUGUUGUUAAUUAUUUUAUUUAA